AUGGCACUUUAUACUACCAUUGAGGGGAUCUUGAAAUCAAGAACAGAAGAACAAGCCAGGAUUUACCAUGCAGUUCAACUCUGCACAGAAAUUACUGUCUUAAAAACCCAGCCAAGAUCGUCUCCUUGUCUUCUGCCAGAAGAGAAUCUACUUACAGAUGCAUCAAUAGUGGAUAAAGAAGAAAUGGAUCUUCUCGAAAAAGCUCUUGAAAAAGCAUUGCAACAAGAGGUUAUAAAAUGGACACAGUUCAAACACAAGGAAAUUAGGUUGUGGGACAAGGUUCUAGCCUUGGAGAAGAAACCUGUGAGUGGGAGGGAUCAGUUCAUAACAAGAAUGAGAGGCAUGUUCCCCGGGAUACGGCCAUGUAGUAGCAUGAAAAGAAUUCAAGCUCUGGUGAACAGGCCCUCUCAACAAAGGCAAGAUUCUCCAGACGGACAGCCAGAUGAUCUACAGACACCAGAACAUGACUCAAAGCAAGAGUGGGAAUCAUGGGAUCGAUGGAGGCCAGUGUGGGGUGGUCUUUGCCUCACGAGGGCUGACGAUGUGAGGGAUGAAGGGAGAACGGCACCUCUGCCCAUGACCGUUACAUACUCAACAGAGAGAGAGCUUACAGCGCUGGGGACGCUGAGGAUGAGUGUAGCACUGCUGCAACAGGAGCUUUGUCUAGAAACGACCUUGUCAGAAACUUUGUCUCCACAAUUUUGUUCAGUCAUACGAGGACCAUUAAAUCCCAGUCUUCUGAGAGAUCUUUAUUCUGUGCUGGGGGAAGGAGGGGAGCGGUUUCCUGCUUUAGUACUUGACUCUGAACCUGACUCCUGA
This is a messenger RNA of Knipowitschia caucasica, 819 nucleotides long. NCBI's taxonomy places the organism in Eukaryota, Metazoa, Chordata, Actinopteri, Gobiiformes, Gobiidae. The record is from the annotation of a GenBank genome assembly.